CACAGCAAAAACCUCAUAGAAAUUUUGGCUUUGAUUGUGUUGGCACGGAGAGAGGUUUGGAUCUGUUGAUACAAUUGCCAUUGUUGCAGACAUUGUUAUUCAUACAAAGGAACUUUUAAUUGCCACUGACCUGUACUUGAGACCUUUAUUUACGAUCACGUAGGAGCAGAAGUCAAGGCGUAUAGCUUGACUUUUUCAAGAAUUUCACAACAAGAAUGAAAUAUCUCACAUGCCUUGAAAAUUACCACAGCUGACGUUUGGAAAGCUUAAAAAAGAACUGUAGGGCUUUCUUCCAAAUCGUAACAUCAUACGUAACGUGCAUGGCGAACAAAAGACUCAGCACUCAGACUCACUCACAGAUGAGUCUUUGAAUUCUCUCAGUAAACACUGUACUGCUGUUUGUCAGCUCUUCCUGAAUUUGAAACUUCACCUAAACUUCCAGGAAGGACGAGAACAAGUCCUUUUCUCUUACUUCAAAAAGUGUCUCCUGUUCAUUACAGACUCUUAAAAACAUGACUGAAAGUCCUCUACUGAGCGCUCCCUUCCCAAACCAAAGUGAAAACAAGAGCAACUCAACUGUUUGUCCAGACUUGGAUAACUGGUGGGAAAUCGUGUACUACUUAGUACCUAAGUGUAUUGACACCAUCUGUGUUAUUGGAAUGCUUGGAAACUUAUUCAUUCUCUUUGUUUACUCACUGUACAAGGGCCCCCUGAAGAUAGCUGAAAUCUACCUUGGGAACCUAGCUGCUGCUGAUCUUAUUUUUCUCAUAUGUCUCCCUUUCUGGGCAGAGAAUAUCCGGAAUAAGUAUAACUGGCCAUUUGGAAAUUUUCUUUGUCGUAGUGCCAGCGCAUCCAUCCGCCUAAACAUGUACACUAGCAUUUACUUGCUAGUAGCAGUCAGUUUGGAUCGCUAUUUGACUUUUGUUCAUACCUUGACACACAGAAGAAUACGUAGCAAAGCUACAACCAAAGGGAUCUGCUUGCUCAUCUGGAUCUUUGGGAUCCUUCUCAGCAUCCCAAUCUUUAUGUUUCGGACUGUGAAACACUUUCCUGAGUGGAAUAUCUCUGCGUGUGUUUUAGACUUCCCCACCCCAUUUUGGGGAACAGCUGAACGUCUGGUAUUCACCAUAGUGGGGUUUGCAUUGCCAUCUACAGCAAUCGUCUUCUUCAAUUUCUGUACCAUUCGCUCCCUACAAGAACACACAAGAGAACAAAGAGCAUUCAGGACAAAGAGUUGCAAGGACCACAGAGACACAAAGGCCACAAGGUUGAUCUUCUUAGUGGUGCUGAUGUUUCUUUUGUGCUGGACUCCUCACCAUCUUGUUACAUUCCUUGAUAUAUUAUUUCAGAUGGAAGUGAUCAAAGGCUGUUUCUGGGAGGAUUUUCUCAACUUUGGUGAGCAGUUUAGUUCUACUCUGGCUAUCACCAAUAGUUGCAUUAACCCAAUAAUUUAUGUCUUUGCUGGGAAAUAUUUCAGGCAAAAAGCUUUAGAAGUUUUUUCACAGUUUUUCUGCUGUGGGUAUUUUUUGAGCCAUGUAUCAUUCCAAGAAAAGUCUUCAUAUUUCAGCUUGUUUCUAGUCAAGAGUAGUUCAAGUUCAUGAUUCUCAGUUCCGUCUUAAUUUUGAUAUUACAACUUAUUUGAAAUUGCAUUCAAAUUAACAGGAAUUGCACUAUUCUAGCAUUCUCAGACUAAGUUAAUUAUUUAUUAAAUCACUUUGCUGUUUAUUUGUCCAUGGGCUUGCUUUUCCUUUUCUGUGUUACCAUCCAAAGGUAUAAUGUGUGAUACCAGAAUUUUAUACCAAAUGAUCUAACCUGUCUCAUCAGUUAUCUGUGACUGGAAAGAAAAGUUCUUUGACAAGGUAUCAGAAUUUUGGUUUCCUUACAGAGCGCUAUAAACUAAUUGACCAAUUUAUUAUAUUGUAUCUAUGGUGACAGCUAUUAUACCACCAAUAACACUAUGCAAAGGAUUAUAAGGUAUAAUACAGAGCAAAUAUGAGCUUAAGUUUCAGUUGAUAGCUGUAUUUGAGCAAUUACAGACCAGAUUCAGUUAUUUUUAUCAGUAUUUUAAAUGGGUUGUAUUUUCAGUGUAGUAUUAGAAAAUUUGAACAACUGUUCAUUUAAAAUAUAUUCAUUGCUUAAAUAUUACAUAAUAAAAUGUACUACAAAGGAAAUGUACUUGAGCUCUAAUAAAAAGCAGAAUAACCCAGUAUCAACCUCAAAA
Molecule: messenger RNA, 2221 nt
Organism: Numida meleagris (helmeted guineafowl)
Lineage: Eukaryota; Metazoa; Chordata; Aves; Galliformes; Numididae
Gene: BDKRB1
Product: bradykinin receptor B1
Exons: 2
Coding region: 513-1601 (362 amino acids)
Biological process (GO): immune response; response to mechanical stimulus; G protein-coupled receptor signaling pathway
Cellular component (GO): membrane
Molecular function (GO): bradykinin receptor activity
Source: RefSeq, a predicted model, not a curated record